CCUGCAGCUGGAGAAUUGGAUCAUGUUGAAAGUGAAUACACCGUGAAGGUCCAACACAAGGUAAAGUUCUGACAAGCAUUCAAAGAUCUUCUCACUCUACUUACAACAGCGCGAGAAGUCUCUCUCUCCUACAACAUCGAUGUUGUGUUGUCUUUAACUUGUAUAUUCCAUAAUAUCAAACUAUUUUAAAAUUUAAUACUGAUUUUUAACUGAUUAUGAUAAAAAAAACACUUAAUGUUACUGGACCACUCAAGCAGCAGAAAAAUAGACUCUAUGUUUUUGGUUUCCUAAUUGAGGCAGAGUGAGACAUCGUGUUUGCUGUGAUUAUCUGGUUUUCAAUGACGUCAUCACGUAAGACGUGAAAUAAGUUCCGUCCUUUUAAUGUUGGAAGCUAGUCGUUCUUUUUUUAGUAUUACACAUUUCAGUGGCGGCAUUUUUAUCGUUAACUUGGUAGCUACGUCGCCUUUUCUACCAGAAAAUAGAAGUAGCACGCUCGUCGGUGGGACAUGUUUAACGUCGUGCGAGUGACGGCUCGCUUCGGUCGCGUGCUCUGGUCAACAGCUGAACGUACCGGCUCACUUCCGGGUUUGAAGGCCACGAGAGGACACCCCUCUGCCCGCCACGUCCACGGCAGACUCCGCGGUUCCGAAAGGAUCUGUACAGUGGACCCGAACCAGGAAGAACGGUUCUUUUUUGUGGACUUGACAGAUCCAGAUCCUGAGGAGGAACCCAGAAUCGUGACCAGUGUAAGUCCAAAGCAGCAGACCCCCCAUCCUCUGCAGCAGACUUGCUCCAGGUCUGUGCAGCAUCGGGUCCAGGAUUCGAAGGACGUAACUUGGCAGGACCGGGUGUUGGAAUCUCGCAUCCAAUUCCAUGAUGUGGACUUUCCUUUGGACCCGAGUGUUGUGGCUUCUUCUAAAAAGAAGAACAAGGCUCUGAAACAUGAACAUAAGAUCUACGGUUCUCCGGAUUUGGAGGAACCCAGUAGCAACAUCUGCUGCUCGGGCUGCGGUAGCAUCCUGCACUGCACAGAUGCCACCGUUCCUGGAUACCUGCCAAGUGAGAAGUACAAGGUCCUGCUGCAGGAGGAGCGCCUCAGCAGCGCCACUUGCCAGCGCUGCCACUUGCUUCGCUAUCACCACAAGGCUCUGCGUCUGCAAGUGUCCAAAGAUGAGUUCCGUGAUGUGGUCCAGACGAUCCGGUCCCAGAGGGCCCUCGUGCUUCUUUGCGUCGACCUCCUGGAUGUCCCAGACUCCAUUGUUCCAGACCUUCCGGAGCUGGUGGGCAACAACAAACAUAUCGUCGUCCUCGGGAAUAAGAUUGACCUCCUUCCGGGGGACUCGCCAAACUACCUGCAGCGUAUUAAACGGCAGCUGUCCCAGUACUGCCAGGAUGCCGGCUUCGGGACUCAGGUGACCGAUAUCCACCUGAUCAGUGCCAAGACCGGGUACGGGAUCGAGGACCUGAUCUCCAGCCUACAGAGGGCGUGGAAGUACAAAGGUGAUGUCUACCUGGUGGGGAGCGCCAACGCGGGAAAGUCGACGCUCUUCAACACGUUGCUGGAGUCCGAUUUCUGCAAAUCUAAAACCUCCGGCAGUCGCAAAGCCACCAUUUCCCCAUGGCCUGGGACCACCUUGAACCUGCUCAAGUUCCCCAUCAUCAACCCAACGCCAUAUAGAAUGUUCCGGCGGCAGCAGCGUCUUAGAGAAUUGCGCAGACAGACUGAGGGCGAGCUGUCGCCGGAUGAAAUGAAGCGGCUGCAAGACUUCCGCCGCCAGGGGUACUUAGUGGGUCGAGUGGGUAGAACAUUCCUACCCAACGUCAGACAGGGAAUGGUUGAGUUCGACCCAGACAGAUUAGCCUUUGGAGAAAACGGCGACGACGAGAUGACCACAGAAAAAGAAGACUCAGUUGAUGAGUUUGCCUACAACGAACUAAAAGACGCGCACUGGCUCUUCGACACGCCCGGGAUCAUGAAGGAACACGAUGUUCUCAGGUUGCUGAACGAACAGGAAGUGAAAGCUGUGGUUCCCACGCAGGCUAUCGCACCUCGCACCUUCAUUCUGAAGGCCGGGAUGAGUCUCUUUGUGGGAGCUCUGGCCAGGAUCGACCUCCUGGAGGGGGAAACGUCCUGCUGGUUUUCAGUCAUUGCCUCCUCCCGACUUCCGGUUCACAUCAGCAGCCUGGAGAAAGCAGACGGCGUCUAUCAGAAACAUGCCGGACGUGAGCUGCUUGGGGUGCCAGCAGGAGGUGAGGAGCGGAUGAAGGAGUUUCCAGCAUUGGUUCCUCAGGAGGUCCGGCUGGAGGGUCGAGGUGACCUGGAGGCAGCGGCCGACAUCAAGCUGUCAUCUGCAGGCUGGGUGGCGGUGACAGCAGCGGAAGGUCAGAAGCUCCUGUUGAUGGUUCAUGGCCCGCCGUUGGUCGGCUUCGGACUGAGGACGCCACCGCUACUUCCUCACGUGGUCUCCCUGAAGGGGGCGCGAAUCCCAAAGUCUGCCGCCUACAAAGUGCUGAAGCCUUCAAAGAUGCUGGAUGCUGGACUGUCUGCUCGUGUCGCCGAGAGGCGGCAGAUGAAGACCAGGAAGAAGUGAAGAGGAUGUAAGUCGAACUACUUCCUAAUUCAUUUGAAUUCACAUCCGUGAUUGAGUAAAAAGGAACGCCUGUCACUUUAAGACCCAGCAUGCGCCACGCUCUCCCAGGAGAGCAUGGACGCUCACUGAUGGUGUGCUUUAUUUUUUUUAAGGACAAACGUAUGAAAAGCAAGUGAUUAAAAUGAAAAACAGAUAAACAAACCA
Doryrhamphus excisus (bluestripe pipefish) is the source of this 2795-nucleotide messenger RNA. The record is from RefSeq and is a predicted model, not a curated record. Lineage: Eukaryota; Metazoa; Chordata; Actinopteri; Syngnathiformes; Syngnathidae.